CACGAAACUCAAACACUCCUCCAAAUCAUUGUAUUAUAUCUUUUCUUACCAGUUUAAACAUUGUUUACAGUGGACACAUUCAAACCAUGUCGAGUCGAAAAUCUGGGACAUGGCUCUUGCUGAUACUUGUGAUAUUUCCAAUCUUCUUUGAACCAUCAGUGUCCCUUCUUAACUCUCGCUGUGAAGCUAAGAAGAGACAAAUGCGGGAGAAAGUUCGAAAAAUGUUCUAUCAUGCCUAUGAAAACUAUAUGACAUAUGCAUUUCCGCAUGAUGAGCUAAAGCCGAUCUCGAAAUCUCAUACCGACUCGCUUAGUGAGCUUGGAAACUUAAAGCUUGAGCACUUGCCACAAGACUACAAUGGAUCUGCCCUUACACUCAUUGAAUCAUUGUCCAGCCUUUUUAUUUUGGGCAACUACACGGAGUUUGAAAGGGCAGUCUUGUGGCUUUCUGAUAACCUAACAUUUGAUGUUGAUGCUAGGGUAAACCUAUUUGAGUGCAACAUAAGAGUUCUUGGAGGACUUGUAUCAGCUCAUCUUCUUGCAACUGACUUUUCGAACAGGUUGUUUCAAGGAUCUUAUAAUAAUCAGCUGCUUGUUCUGGCUGAAGAUUUAGGGCGACGCUUCUUACCUGCAUUCGCUACACCUACUGGAUUGCCAUAUGCCUGGAUUAACUUAAAGUAUGGAGUCAUAGAGAAUGAAACAACUGAAACAAGCACUUCAGGCUGUGGUUCUCUAAUUCUUGAAAUGGGAGCAUUAUCACGAUUAACCGGUGACCCUAGAUAUGAAGCUGCAGCUUUACGUGCUCUUCGGAAGUUAUGGAGCAUGCGCAGUUCAUUAAACUUAUUAGGAACAACAUUGGAUGUCAGAACUGGGGAGUGGAUUGAGUAUUCGUCUGGGAUUGGAGCUGGGGUUGAUUCAUUCUAUGAGUACUUAUAUAAGGCUCACAUUCUGUUUGGGAAGGAGGAUUUUUGGAGGAUGUUUCAUUAUGCUUAUCUCGGUGUGCAGAAAUAUUUUAAACACGGCCCAUGGUACCAUGAAGCAGAUAUGAGAACUGGGACAGCAACUUACUGGCAACUGACAAGCCUUCAAGCGUUUUGGCCAGGUUUGCAGGUUCUGGUUGGUGAUAUUUCAGCUGCCAAUUCGUCACACCGUGAAUUUUUUUAUGUGUGGAAUAAGUUUGGAGUGCUGCCAGAAAGGUAUUUGCUGGACCUUCAAAUGAUACAUCCUACGGAGAGGUAUUAUCCAUUGCGGCCUGAAUUUGCAGAAUCCACUUUCUACUUAUAUCAAGCAACUAAAGAUCCAUGGUAUAUACAAGUGGGUGAAUCAAUUGUUAAUGCUCUUGAAUUAUACACCAAGGUGGAAGGAGGUUUUGCCAGCAUUAAAGAUGUGACAACUAUGCAACAGGAAGAUCAUCAGCAUAGUUUCUUUCUUGCUGAAACGUGCAAGUAUUUGUAUCUUCUCUUUGAUGAUUCAUUUGUGGCUGAUCGGAAUUACAUAUUUACAACUGAAGGUCAUCCUCUGCCAGUCUCAAGUGCUUGGCAUGAAAGGCUUCCAGAGACAUAUAUACCUUCGAACUGGACUUAUGUCAAGAGUGGACGGGAAGCGAAACGAGCAAGUGCAAUGUCAUUGCAAGUCUGUCCAGCAAUGAGUUUAAGCGAUGGUGAGCAACGGAUUGAGAGUGCUUGUCACAUCCCUGACACUCAUAGUGAUCACAGGUGUUACUCUGAUGAGGAAUGCGGAGUUGAAUCCACUAAUUGUAGAAGAAGAUCGUGCAGCAUGGCCGGCUACUGCGGGCUAUGGUUGUUUAUAUGACACGCUGAUACGAAUUAUAAUAUAUUUAUCAUGAAAUACAGCAAAAUCCUGAGGAAGGAAAGGAAAAGACUAGACAAGUUUAUAAAUUUUGAAUGAUGCCUUGACGAGAAAGAAAGUAAUGUUGGUCAGGCAUUUAUUAAACAUCAGUUAGAUUAAAUUGAAGGGGAAGAACAAGUUAUGUACAGAAUUGGUACACAAUAAUGCUUUUCUGUAACUUAACAACAGUGUAAAAUUGGAUUUUAAAUUAGUAAAAAAAUACAAUAUCGACCUA
Mercurialis annua (annual mercury) is the source of this 2082-nucleotide messenger RNA. RefSeq names its product alpha-mannosidase I MNS5. The record is from RefSeq and is a predicted model, not a curated record. NCBI's taxonomy places the organism in Eukaryota, Viridiplantae, Streptophyta, Magnoliopsida, Malpighiales, Euphorbiaceae. The transcript is spliced from 15 exons. Gene Ontology annotation, biological process: mannose trimming involved in glycoprotein ERAD pathway; endoplasmic reticulum mannose trimming; carbohydrate metabolic process. Gene Ontology annotation, molecular function: mannosyl-oligosaccharide 1,2-alpha-mannosidase activity; calcium ion binding. Gene Ontology annotation, cellular component: endoplasmic reticulum; membrane. The coding region runs from base 87 to 1811 and encodes 574 amino acids.